GUGUGUGUGUGUGCGGACGUCGCAAGCAGCCAUAGUAAUCCUGUGUGUGUGUGUGUAUGUUUGAGAGAGGGAGGGAUAUACAACAUAUGAUUCUUGCUGGAGAGGUGGGGUGAGACUCGGCAAAGGAGCGAGGUGAGGUGACUGAGUUUAGAUAACAUCCACUCUCUGCGUGACUGCACAAAUCUCCAGAACUUUGAGAAUUUAACGUCAAGCUGAAGAAUAUUUUUAUUUCACAGAAGACCAGGGUAUUGAAUUAAAUGGCUGAAAAACAAAUCAGUUUACCUGCUAAGCUGAUCAACGGGGGCAUUGCAGGGUUAAUUGGUGUCACCUGUGUCUUUCCCAUCGACUUAGCGAAAACACGGCUUCAGAACCAGCAGAAUGGCCAACGGUUGUACAAUAGCAUGUCUGAUUGCCUCAUGAAGACAAUCCGAUCAGAUGGCUAUUUUGGGAUGUAUCGAGGUGCUGCUGUGAAUCUUACCCUAGUUACACCUGAAAAGGCCAUCAAGCUUGCUGCAAAUGACUUCUUCCGUCAUAUACUGUCCAAAGAUGGGAAGAAGCUGACUUUGUUGAAGGAGAUGCUGGCAGGCUGUGGUGCUGGGACCUGUCAGGUUAUUGUAACCACACCCAUGGAGAUGUUGAAAAUUCAGCUGCAGGAUGCAGGUCGUCUUGCCGCCCAACAGAAGCUGAUGGCAGCGCAGGCAGUGUCGAGCUCCCCCUCGGGAAGCCCUGUUUCCAGUGCAAGUCAUGCUACCUCUGCUCUCAAGUCCCCACAGACUGCCACGCAGAUCACCAAAGAACUGCUCAGAAGCAAGGGAAUUACCGGCCUUUACAAAGGCUUAGGGGCAACAUUGCUAAGGGACGUUCCUUUCUCCAUCAUCUACUUCCCACUGUUUGCUAAUCUUAACAAGCUGGGGCAGAAGAGUGCAGAUGGGAAAGCUCCAUUUUAUGUUUCUUUCAUCAGUGGCUGUAUUGCAGGCAGCACAGCAGCAGUGGCAGUAAAUCCCUGUGAUGUAAUAAAGACCAGGCUUCAAUCCCUUCAAAGGGGUUUGAAUGAAGACACAUACUCAGGAAUAAUUGACUGCGCCAGGAAAAUCUGGAGAAAUGAAGGACCAGGAGCUUUCCUGAAGGGUGCAUACUGCAGAGCACUGGUUAUUGCCCCCUUAUUUGGUAUUGCACAAGUUGUUUACUUCCUGGGAAUAGCAGAGACUUUAAUAGAGAUGCUUCCAAGCAGACAAUAUUAAUGAAGGUGGAGCACCUCAGCAAGACAUCCAGCCUGGUUCCACAGGAUUAUGUGUGUCACUUGAACAGCACAGUUUUUGGAAACUACAACUUGGAUCACCGUCCUCUUCCCCAUUCUACCCACCCUGCCUCCACCACCUUCAUCGCAAAAAUCGUUCCCACUUUUCCCAAUCAUUCCGAAAGAUUGUCAGUAUUUUUUUUGUUUGUUCUACUUUUAAAUUGUUAACACUUUGAAGAAAAUGUGUCUGGGGCUAGAUAGCACCAGAUACCAUUGCAAUUGUUAUAGUCUGUUCUCUUAAGUUGGCCAGUACUGAUACAACAGAAAUCUUUUUGAAGGGAUCAUCUUCGGAGAAAGCAGAAGGCCCUUGCAACUAAUAAUUCCCAUGUGGGAAGCAACAAUAAAUGAGCCAGAUUGAAUUUCCAAUAGCAGAACACUAAUGGGUUUGGGAUACUUUUACUUUGGGCUUCUGUGCCUAGGUGCUGAGUGGCAUUAUUUUUAAACAUUGAAAUGGAAUGGUUCAUCUUGAGUCCACUGAACUUUCAACAUGUUGGUUAUUGGAACAACAGGUAAUUUAGUCUUCUAAUCUAGAUAAUUAAGUUUCAUUGUACAAAAUGAACAGUAAGGCAUUGGCUGCCCAUUAGAUGUCUUUUCUGAUUGUAUUUGCACGAGAUGUAUUGGAAUUCAAUGUAAGAUGGGCAUUUAAUGACUAGCUGAUGUGGUGCCGUACAUUCCAUUUCCUCCUUGUUAAAUUUCAUCCUCCUCAUUCCUUACUAGAUGAUUGAGUAUGUUUUUUUGUUGUUGUGAAAAAUGUAACUUGAGACAACAUAAAUAGAAAAUGCAGAGAGAUUGGGAACCCGUAACAUUUGAUGGUUGUGGCUGCCAUCAGUUUGUGUGAACAUUGUGGACAUUGAAGCUGAGAUAGUAGAUGACGUGGCUGGUGAAAUGUUAGUAGAGACUGAAUAGGUGAGUGAUGAAUUUGAUAUAAAUCUGUUUCAGGCCAUGAAGAUACAGCAAUUUAAAUUCAAGUGAUUCCUGAACUGCAUUGCAUGUAAAUGUAGGCCUUCAGUGCUGUAACUCCAUGGUCUGAGUGGGGUUAAUAUCUUUGCAACUAUGCGGCAACAUUCCUGUCUUAUCACCAGCUCCCAGGUGUCAGCCUUGGAAGGCAGGCUUCUUCUUUUGUGCUUAGCAUCCAAACUAUGGCACUAUCGUACAGACUGCUGCAUUUAUGAUUUAAGAGGACCUGUUUCAUCUGGCCCUUUUUUAAAUUAAUCACAUGAUUAGAACAAACUGGUAUCAUCCAUUAAACUUAAGUAGAUUCAAUACAGGAAACAUAGGAUAUCUGUCACUGUUGGAUUUUUUUUAUUGUAAGAGAAGCCAAUAUACUUUAAUCCUGAAUAAUUCUCAUAGUAUGCAUUUCUAUACAACCUCCCAUUAUUAGCUACCAGUAGAUCGCCCUUGACUGACACAAAUUACAAUUCCUCAAAUGUCAGAUUAAUUUAGAAAGAUAAAAUUUUAUUUUCAUAACAAAGUGAACAAAGAACAAGUGUUCCCAGAGGCCCAACUUUUGCACUGUUGGUAUUUUAAUGAUGUGUAUUUCAACAGUAGCAAAUUGGGAUGCUUUGUUUUGAAGGAUUGGUAUUUUACUGCCCAGAUAUCUGGUAUCUGCACCACAUUCUGUACAUUUAAGUAAUUUGUUGAGGUCUGAUAUAAUUAAUACGAUGCUGCUGUAGAAUGAAUUGAGAGAGAAUAAAUGUGCUUCUGAUAUACAGUUGAAAGAAAAAAAAACACGGGUAUAAUACAUGUACAGGUUUAAUGUAGGAGAUAUUUGCUUUUAAAGAAUAGAAUAAUAUUUUUGUAAGGAAGUGAUUUUUUUCCACACCCCUCCCCACAAACUAGUAAUUCGCAACCAUGUUUCUAUAAUCUUGAUAUGAUCCCCGUGAAAUAUUGGAUUGUAAAGAUCUGCAUUUUUACAGUACAGUACUUCUUGUAUCUAAGGUAUCAGUACUGAAACCAAAGUAUUAUUUCACAUGAUUGAAGAGGAUUAUUGUUCUGGUCCCUUUUGGAGGUGCUGACAUUGUGCUUUAAUUACCAAUGUAAUAGUAUGCUGUAUAAGGAAUUGUGCUAGGUGUUGGUUGUCAGGAAAUACUAACAAUACGAGGGAAGGAACAUUUAUUCAAUGAUUUAUCUCCACCAAAAUUGCAUUUAGAAGUUGAGAUGUUAGUGUUCUCAUUAUUGUGCAAUAUAGAUAAAAAGUAAAUCUACAGGAGACUCGGUGAUGUAGUAUAUUAGAUUGUUGCCUUAUACCUCGGGGACAGUUGUUCAAAUCCAGUCUACAAUUAUGAGAUACAACUGCUGCUUUUCUUUGGGUCCUAAAUGAAAAGAGUUUGCUGUCUAACCAAAGUGCUGCUAAUCAGCACUGAAUUGCCAGUCUUACAAGGUACACUGUAGGAUGGCUGGUGUGAAAAAUCGGACAGAGCCAUAUUGGUGCAUUAGAGUGUCCUCAGGUUUUGUGGCAGACCCAUGUUUCUGGAGCAGGGUACUGGGUGUGCUUAGUUCUGCCACUUUGUGACCAGCCAAAUUCCUUAUGACACAAAAAACGCGGAAUGCUUGAAAUGAGUUAAAAUACAGAAGUUAAAUCCAUUUUAGCCUUUACUGCUUUUUGUACACUACACUGAAGCUCCUUUUAUAAUGAACUGAUCUAUAGGGUUACAGGACCCAGAGUGUGCAAGAGAUUGCUGAAUAAGUUUUGUUGGGGGCCUAAUCCCAGCAUGCACAAUCUUCUUGUUCCUUCCUAAGCAAGUAGUGCUGUUAUAAUUCUGAAUUACUUUUUGCCUUAAUUAGUAUUUUGGGGCAAUGGAGUAUAAUGGACCUGUGAGAGCUCUCAAAAAUCUGCUGGGGAGCUUGUCAUUGUAGAAUGUUAGUAAGGAAGUAAAAUAGUUCAAUAGAUGGUUUGUUGUACAGUGGAACUAUGCACACUGAAUUAAUACUAAAAAUAAAUUUUUGAAAAUGUAUUUAUAUACUAGCUGCCCUCUUGUACAAACUUGCGCAGCCUAACCAUAUUUAGUUUUACUCAUAAUUAGAAUCAUAUCACACAUUUGCCUUUCUGAGCUCUGCCUCAACAUUAAUUUGGAAAGUAGAUGAGUAAUCCAUGGCAUUUUGCAAAAAAUCUUCAGAGAAUCAGGAGUUGGAAUGAAUGUACUAUGCACAUGUAAAAAGUUGUAGUUUUUUCAACUCCUACUACCCAGUCUCCUCUCCUCGCCUCAAUCAAUGUCAUCAUUUCCAUAAUGACACCUGCCUCUCACUCCAAGUCCACUUGUAAUGCAACCCUUAAUAGAGCUGAAUUGAGAUUUUCUUUGUUCCACCUCCUCUGCAUGGAGACUACUUUGUUUCUUCUGCUUAAUUCUGAUGAAGGGAUCUUUAACCUGAAAUAUUAACUCUUUCCCUUUUUACAGAUGUUGCCUGAGUUGUUGUGUUUCCCAACAGAACAAUAAUCUUUUCUGCACCAAUAUGCAUUCAUUAAUUACACAAGCAAUAUUUUCACCCACCUGAAAAGCCGAUUUACCUAAAAUCUUUUGUUAAUAUUUCUUCUACCGCCUAGACACCAAGUUUAGCUAGCAUAUCUUCAUUCACCUCUCCUACCUUUGCCCUUCUGUUUGGUUUUAAUCUGUAUGGUCAGGGUAAUCCAUUGUAUUCUGAUGGUAGUCCAAUGAAAAUUAUUUUUCCAUGUUCUCUGGUGCUUGCUGCAUUGUAAGUCAGUUCAUCCUGAUCUGUUGGUUCUGUGUAAAUUCUAGCCUACAAUUCCACCCAGAGAUUCACAUCAGGAAUGCCUUGCUUUCCUUCUAGAGCUUCUGUUCUUCACUGAGAAUGAUGAACUCUUCACACCACCUGAAUGAAGAUCAGUGCGAAUACCUUCACACCUCCCUUAGUGCGCUGUCUUCAGAAUCAGAUUUAUUAUCCCCUGUCUUGUAUGACAUGAAAUGUGUUGUUUUGCAGCAGCAGUUUCAGGCAGAAACUUGAAAUUGCAAUGAAUUACAAAAUAAAUAAAUAGUACAAAAAUAGAAUAAUGAGGUGGUGUUCCUGGACUAUCUAGCUGUUGCUAAAUCAUUGAGUGUGAGUCUUCAGGCUCCUGUGCCACCUCCCUAAUGGUAAUAAGAAGAGUAGCAUAUCCCAGUAGUGAUGGUCCUUGUGUAUUGAUGCCACCUUCUUGAGGCACUGCCUCAGUGGUAAGGAAUUGCUCACGCUCAUACAACUGAUUUCCAUACCUUGAGCUUUGGAGGAUAGUUGUCUAUGAAAAUCCCAGCCUGCUUAUAUUUAUUGUACAAGUCAGUAGUGUCUUUCUCACACCCCUGUUCAGAUGUAUCGAAAGAGGUGAUCGCUGGCCAGUGUGGUGCAGUAGGAGGGAGACGUCUGAUGUCAUCAGGACUGGGUUGAAUUAUCAAGACUUCUUCACUAUCGUUUCACUUUGCCUCCUAACAAAGAGCCAUCUGAUAUCAUUCCUCAUCUUAUUCCCUCUGGUGACCCCACAGAUCUAUCCUUCGAAAUACUGAAAACACAAUGUCAUUUUCCAUUUGUCCCUGCAAACUCUCACCUCCAAAUUCUCUGCGUUUCCAGACUGUGUGCUCAGCACGUAGCGUUAGGUGAACUAAAAUUCACUAUAAAAUGUUGAGAAGAUAAUCGUCUUUGUUCAGAAACCAGCCCAGCAAUUCUGUAUGAAAAUAACUGAGCCACACCAUCCUCAAACUGUCCUAACUGACUUCCAGAAAAGCUUCUGAUAUCUGUACUCUCCGUCCUUGCUCUCUUUGUAGCUCUACAAGAUCAGACUUGCUCAGACCAUUUAUCGCUGAGCUCCUUUUGCUUUUAUUCCCACCAGACUAUUAUCCUGGCACAUUUCAGGCCAGCCACACUUGUUCUAGCUUCCAUAAUCUUGUUAUCAAGACCACUUUGCAGCCUAACAGUGGCUCCUGUAUUCACUUAGCUCCCAUUUAAAUCUUACCAUGACUUUAAAAUUCUCAACUUUCUUUUCAAAUACUUCCUCUCAUCUUCAUAUAAUCCUGCCCUGCGAGGACCAACAGCUAUCUGGCUCCUCGAUCAUAUGUGCCUGCAAUUGUUUUACUGCUCAACCCUGUGUGGCCAAAUAACAACCAUUUCAAGUUGUGAAAUUCUCUUUUGAAUCGACACUGCCUCUUAAAGCAUUUUUUGAAAUACCACUUAAAACCUAACUCUGCCCAAUCUUUUGAUUAUCAAUCUUAAUAUCUGACUUGGUGCAGAAUAAAGACAAAGUUAUACCGUACCGUAACAAGCCCAUUGGCCCUGGCACGUGCCAACUAAGCUCAGCUCAUUUACCAGCCUUUGGCAAAACUUUUCCAGUCAAAUAACUGCCAUUGAAAGUUAUUGUACCUUCUUCAAUCGCUUCCUUUGGCAGCUCAUUCCACAUACGUAGGUAUCACCAUUUUGUGUAAGUAUAAAUUUGCUCCAUAUAUUCCUAUUAAAUGUUUCCCCUCUCACCUUAAACCUGUACUCUUGAGACCUUAACUUCAUAAAUCUGAAAAUAGAUGCAUUCACUUUAUGCUCCCCAUGAUUUUAUUUGCCUCGAUAAUAAAUAACCUGAGAUAUAUAGCUGUAGCAGGCAUCAUGCAAAUAUAGUUGUAUUGUGUUUCCCUGAAUUAUACAUUGAACUGCUGUGCCGUAAAUCCAAUGGUGAUAUUCAAACCAACUGAGUCACAGCAGCAAAAAUGUUAUCCAAUUGUUUCUGAAAAUUCAAAAUGUGGACAAACCAGUGCUUUCUCCAGCUUGGUAUAGAAUAUUCAAUCUCUUCCUACUUGGCUCCUUUUGACAAUAUAAUCUCAAAUUCCAUUGAAUUUAUCUCAGGCAGGCUCUACUGUAGCAUGUUCUAUCUGAGCUGAGCCUUCAGUCCUAUAACCUAUGCAUCAACAAAGCUGGUUCCUUCAGCUGAUUUCCUGUAAUGUUCUUUGUUCCCUUAAGCCUUUAGUCAGAGCUCCUUCCUGUACACACUCUGAAUCACUCCCAAAUAUGCUACAAACACGUUACUGCAAAACACACCCUUGCCCUUCUUCACAUCACCAAAGCCCAUCCAUCAGCCUUGCCCUAAUCAAUCUCCAUUCAUUUCCUGACUCAUCUGGACUCCUAAUCUUUUCAGUGUUCUUACUCUGUUGCUUCUGCAGCUUUGUAUCUCGUACUGUGCCCUACACCCUGCUGACUGGCAUCCAUCCUGUGCUUCCACCCCUCCAAUAUCUCCAGCUGAAAGCCUCAUCUCUUGGAGUUGCUUCUCUAAAUCAGCUUGUCUAGGCAUUCUAAAUGUUGUUAAAUGUCAACUCAAAAUGUUCCUUCAGUGACCAGUUUAUGUGCUCCAUCUUGUGAUGUUUGCUACAUGAAAAUGCCAGAUAAAAGCAAGCGGAAUAUAGAUAGCUGAGCACUGACCGAGGAUUUUUCCUAACGUAAAUACUAGCCGUGUACAGUCUGUACCACAGACAAGGCAGUUAUUGUUAACGACCACUGCAGACUGCUCAUUUUUAACAUUUGACACUCUUUAUCCCCAGAAAUCCCUUUUAAGCACAACGUGAGGUGCUUCUUUAGGCUUAAAGAGGCAGUAGUGCAUAGCUAAUUAAAAUAGCGCUGGGCUUCAGAAGUGUAGCUUGUGGGAAUCUCACAAUUCUCCAGCCACCAACAGCUCACUUUGGGUUUAAAAUCCCUGGCUUAGCAUUUGCUCCAAACCGUGUUUUCUUGACAUUAAAGCAACAUUACAGGUUAUCCUCACAUUGUUUGUGAUGGCUGUAUGAAGCAUGAGAGCUUAAAAUGCAAGCUUCAUAGAACAUUACAUUGUGUUAAAACUGAUAUAAGAUCAUUGUUAGUUUCUACACAAUAUUCUCUAUUAACUUGUUGCAAGUUCUGACAGUUGGUACAUUGUAACACAGCAGAUAUGUUUGUAGGCAGCUCUUAAAGGGACAUAUCACCAUAGAAACAUUAAAGGGAUGUAUCACCAUAGAAACAUUACUCUUCCUGUUGCAGGGGAGUGUUGCCAAUGAAUGGAGAGUGGAGAGGAGUAGGUGGUUAGUGGAAUGGGAGAGGUUGGUGGAGAACAAGAGGCAGGCCCAGAGUUACAUGUAUGAGAUGUGGCAGAGACCUGCAGCAGCCUGAAAUGAUCCUUAGGCAGGGUGGCUGAGACUGGGUCUGCACCUGACAAUCGAGUCCAAAGUGGCCACGACACAUGUAAAGUCGAUUUCCAGUUGUAGUGGAUCACAUACUUCAGUGAAGACGAAGAAUGGAGUUUGUUGCCUGGUUAAAAGGCACUACUUUGGGUUAAUUAAAGUUGGAUUUUUUUUCUGUAGGUGAGUAAGAAUUGACAGUUUUCAAAGUAGGAGACUGAAAAAUCUCUGCAGGCUUACUCUGGAUAGUUCAUUGUUUUGGCAACAUUUGGCAGAGUUCUACAACAGAAAAAAAAGUGAUAAGGAUCAUAGGAAUCUUGCUGAAAAUAUGAAAAGGUGUAUACCCAAGAGGGUGUUAAGGUAUGCAGAUAGGACUUCAAAAUUGCUUACUCCUGGUUAACUCAAGUUUUCAACUGAACAGCGCUCUUUGGAACUGUCUAAACAAAUUUCUAGCACCCUGACUUUCAUUGUUAUGACAGUGCCAAAAGAUUCACUACCAAGUGCCAAAGAGUUAAGUUGUUACAAACAGCUGUUUUUUUAUUAGGUUUGCCAUGUAAUGCAUGAAGAAUUUUUUCUUUUCAGAUCAGUACUUUAAUUGCUUACAAUUGCCGUAUUAGUCUCACUAAAAACAUAUUAGAAUAUUCAUUGCUGUUUAAUAAUUAUUCUGGAGGUUCAGUAUUUGCUUAGCAAAGUAUUAUUUCGAAUAAUUCUAUUAAUAGAGGUACUCUCCUGAGUGACUUUCAUAAGAAAGGGAAACAAUACAUUUCCAGCAGUUAAUUGAACAAUUAACUGGAAUGGUUGUCCUUUGAAGACUGUUUAAUAAUGUUUCACUGCAUUGUUUUGUCAUUUUUGCUUUGUGUUCAGUGAGUUAGGGGUCAGUGCAGCAUUGCAAAUCUACAAUAGUUGACUGCUUUCAACAGGAGGUUCGCAACUGCAAAUUACAUCUGCAGUAUGUAAUUGGAGUUUGGCUUCUUGGAAUUGUGAGCAUUAGACAGGUAUGAAACACACUUGAUGGUACAAAUUUGCACCCCGGCUCUUGGGCCUCAAUGUGUCCCUCAUCAGCUGCCUACCUAGAUAAGGGACCAAGCAGUUGUUGGUUGAUAAGGAGUGUCACAAACUGGGGGAGAGAGACACUGUUCAGCAAGUACAUAAUGGUGUCAGGUUUUGGGAGGAUUUUUAGCAUUCUGGUGGAGUGGAGGAACAUUUGAGUUGUAAUGGUCUCCAACUGUACAUCAUCCAGACCAGGUAAGAUGAAAUUCUUCUCAAUAAAUCAUUCUACCAAAGACAUCUACAGCCCAGCACUUUACAUGAGCAAUUAUUAGUCUAUUUUAAUGCUAGUGCUUUCUGUGUACCUGCUAAUGUUAAUCAUACACUGACUGUCCUCUGACAAAUCCAUAAUUAAUCAAACUCCAUGCACUUAAUUUUAAUAAAGAAGGUGAGUUACCUAAAUCCUUCCCAAAGUAACUUCAAUAAAGUGUAUGCAACAAUGCUCACCCCUGGCAAUGUUAAACAUGCAAUGUAGACUUGAUUUCUGAUGCCUGCCUCAGUCACUGGGUUGCCAGUUCACCUGUGUUCAGUCAAGACAUUGGCCACAGUCUUCAUGCAUGGCAGAAACAUUAAUUUUCUGCACCCGAUUUACAAUAAAACUUUAAAUUGCAGUAAUAUAGGAACUCUAAAACUCACCUUUGAUUUUUACAGCUCCUGGACUCAGUUCAGAUCAAUAAUUGAAGAAGUCUCCCUGGGUGGCUAUUUAACUGUGUGGCAGAGAGAGAAAUGGCAACAGCUUGCUGCUGCUGCUAUGGAAAAUUUCAACCAUGAAUGUCAAUAGGUUUAAGUUCACUAACUUAUUGGUCCUGCAAUCAAGAAGGGUGGAUAUAAACUGCCACGUAUGUCUUUGUCCUCCAGAUCCUGGCUUUGGCAAAUUGCUGAGCUGUUGGAACACGUACACAUCUGUAAAGAUCUAUAGCAACUUGAGAAUACUAAGGACUACUGGCAAUAGGCAGAUAGAUUGUAAAUGACCUCUGCACUAUGUUGUGACUCUAAUGUGCUAAAUUCUGCUUGGAGGGCUCAUCUUUGUUCUUCUACGUGCUGCUGGUCUAAAAGCCAGUCGAAAUACAUUUGUGUUUUAAAACGGAUUGUUUCUCUCAUAGAUAAUUGAAUACUCUUCUUGCAUAUUGUCAGUUACCUCAAGCACAUAGCCAGGCAAUCUGAACACCAGGUCUGGAUUCAGAAUUAAAUUUCUGUUUCUAUUCCUGAUUGCAUUCUGUUGUGCAUCUCUGUAGGCUGCUUGUGUAGAGGAGAGGCAGAGUAGGUGUGAAGCUGGGCAAGUUUCACUUCCUGAUUGGCCAUGAUUUGGGAGACAUUUCCUCGUGGAUUUUUAUUGAGCAAGGGCAGAAAACUUAAGUUUUCUGGACAAUUAUGCAGAGUAACCCUCAAAGAGAGCUCAAGAUGGUUGGAGUAAGCACAUGGAAAUAAUGACCAAAUUUUAGUACAGUAUUUUAACAAUUAUGAGUCACAGUGUCUGUGGUGUCUGUGAAAUUAAUGGAAAACUGAGAAUCAUGUAGGCAUUUGGCACUGCUCUCAGGACAGGUGCUGUAAAGCCAUUAUUAAUGCAAGUGGUGAAGCGAAAGUGGAGAGAAAUUUUAACUGUAGUGUCUGAGAAGUGAAUGUAUUGUAAUGUGAAGCUGUCGAGUGCUGAUGCUUGUGAUGUUGGUUAGAUUUUGUUUUUUUGUUGCAUCUGUCCGAAAAUAAAUCUUCCUGGGCAUUGUUCAAUAAGUUAUAUUAAUACAUAUGCAAAAUAAUCUGCACAGUUUGCACUGGUACUUUUCAGUGUCAAGACUAAUUAGUGUUGUCAUUUUCAAAUCAGUGAGUCCUUACAGGUUUUGGUUAUUUGUUUGUAACCGGAUUCCGUUUAUUGUAACUGUGUGGGAAUCCCCCAGAACCAAAUUAGUAGCAGCUUAGAUACUGAGUGUAGUGACAUUUGUAAUUGCGUAAUGCUUUUUUCUUGUCUGGGGAACCAAUUUGUUGGGAGGUAAACGUCGCAUAUUGAUUGUGAUCUCCGUCAUGAUUGCACCCUCUUCCUGUUGUGCGCAUCCAAUCAGUGGCUGUAAAUGCCCUUUUGGGUUGUUUACAUGCAUGUGUUUACAUGUGACCUUUGCCAGCGUGAGGGAGCUGCCAGCAUAAUCACCCCCAGCUGAGGAGGGUUUCUGUGCACUUCAUAUAGCUUUGUAUUCUGUGGUUUUGAGGAAUUCAAUUUUGUCUGAGGUGCUGCCUAAGAAUGAGCCAACCCACUCCCAGUGCCACCAGUCCCCUUUGUUUGUUGCAGUGCUUUAGUGAAAAUGUUUCCAUUCAGCUGCUUGAUGACCACCACAGGUUUAGUCUUAUUCUGAUCACUGUCCUUCCAUAUACUGCAAACACCAAAAAGAAACUGAUCAUGGAAACUUUGCCCAUUUCUCUGCUGGAAUUAUCUAAAAUGUUUUAAUGGCUUCUAAGGUACUAUACAAGUUCUUUUGUUUGGUAAAUUUCCUGUUAAAUUAUUAUAAACCAAUACAAAAGAAGGAAACCCCAGAUUAGAUCUUUAUCGUGUCUUUGCUGCUGGGAAUGGGCAGAAGUGGGAUUUGUGCUAGUGAGAAUUGGAAUGAUCAGCAAAUUUUGAGCAUAGAAGUAAUUCUUGCUUUUCUUUUACACAAAUUGACAAGAAAGGACUUGAUUAAUUCAUAUGGUAUCAUAAAGCAGUAGAUGUACUUUCGAAAAUGGCUUGAAGGUAGCAGUGUUGUUGGGGUUUCAUUGGUGUGUGCCUUUUUUUUUCACCCUUCUGCACUGUGUGGUCUAGGAGUAAGGGAAUCUGUGAAUAUGACAACAGCAACACUACAAGCUAUGUGGGCUGAAGUAAAUUGUUCCACAACUUUUAGAGAUCAUCUUCUGUAGUUAAUCUCUACAGAAGAACAUUUUUCAUAUAUUUAUUGCUGACUACAAAUUAAAUAUGAAUAGAGAAUCUAAUAUUUUCAAUUACUGGCAACAAAUUUCAAAGCCUAGGUGUGUGGGUCACAUCUGCAAAUUGGCACCUCUUUGAAAUCUGCAGCCAACAAGUAUUCUGUAAGACAAUAACAGACUAGACAGUGCACAAAGGCUAGGAGAUGUUUAGAGGAAAGAUGAGGUUGAUUACUGGGGCGUGGAUUGCAUCUGACAAUCUUGGGAUCUAAAUCCUUCGACCAUUGUAACUUGAAGCAUUCCUAGUCCAAUAUAUGAAGUAUGACUGGUUGUUUUGAUUGAAGUUUUAUUCCAGAGAUGCUAAAGUGAUAACAUUUGAACAAAAGUUUAAUUGGAAAUGUUUAACAACUCUGAAUUGCAAACACUAAUUCCUUAAUAAUAUACAAUAGAGUGCAAUUUAUAAAUGUCAGUUUAUUUAAAUAAAUGGAAAUAUGUUCUUUGUGCAAGAAUACAGUUAAAAUGAUCUUUUUUUUUGAGUAUUUUUUUCAUCAUUGCAGAAUGCUGUAUUCUGAUUUCACUGUAGUAGGAACAGCUCUCCUACUGGGUUAACUGAAGUUCCAAAACAAACUGGAGCUGACUUAUUUUUGCACAUUGACCUGAGAAUUAUGUACUUCCUCCCACAACUUCAUUUCACCCCCCCCAUUUAAAAAAUAAUAAUUUUUUAAUAGUGGCUUUUUUUUGAGAAAUAGUAUUGUCUGAACUCUGAAAAUGUGAAAUGUUUUCCUCAGCAGUGGGUUGUUUAAAUGCAGUUGUAAUUAAGCUCCAAAGUUAACCUGCUGUGAUGAGUGUAAUUUUGUGAAUUAAUGUAAUUUGACGUGAAGCCUGCACACUGCUUUUAGUAGCUGCUGCAUACUGGCACUAUUUAACUCUGUAAAUGGAUCUGUAUUAAAAUAAAAUUGAAUUCUGUGUAAUUGAUGUAAUGUGGGAAAAUAAUAAAGGUUAUUGAGACCAGAAUAUUGAGGAGCAUCAAUUUCUGCCUUGUCUACUUUUCCAUUCGCAAUUCCUGUUAGAUUGUCAGCUAGAUACAAUGCAUGCACUUCAGUUGUGUCAGUGGGCUAGAGGUUGGUACCACAGGCUGUUGUUUACCUGUCCCUCUGGUGAGAUGGGUGUUUAAUUAUGUCAGGGCAGCAUUCAAAAAGGUGAUGGUCACUAGAUGCAAUAGGUAUUACACAUUACAAAGAGCUGAGACUUAAAGAUGCUGUUGAACAACUUAUUGCAGGAAAAUUAGUAAGAGAUCAUAGUGAAAAGGCAUCUGCAGAUUUUCUCUUGUUUGUGGUAGAAAGAAGGCAAAUUAGGCAGAUAGCGGACUGUAGAACAAUUUGGUAAGGGAGCUGGAGUCAAUAGAGUUAACAUGUAUAGGACAGAGGGAUAUUUAGCAAAAGUGCUGUGGAGUCUGCAUCAGGAAUACAGGGUAGUUUUGUAAUGAGCACUUUGAGGGGGUAUUUAACAAAAUUGUUAUAAGGAUUGCAUGGUAUUUAGUAAAAUGGAAAAGGGGGUGCAGGAAAAUUGUAAGAAUAUGAGGGAAUGGCUGUGACAAGGAUUUAGUAAGGUAUUAUAGGAAAUGCAGGAAAUUUGUUUUGGGAGCCAUAGGGGAGUGCAGUAAGUAUGCUAAAGGAGUAGCAGAAAGAUUUGAUCAAUGUUGAACUGACUGCUGUAUUAGACCAAGAGAUUUACAGGAAUUCAGGAAAUUCAGUAAGUUAUAGAUACGGCAGGGGGACUUGCUAAGAAUGAUUGAGGAAUUCAGUUAGGCAAAAGUACAGAGAAGUCCAGGUCAGGCCCCCUUCUCAUUGCUACCAUCAGGCAAGAGAUAUAGAAGCCUGAAGUCCCUCAGCACCCUAUUCAGGAACAGGUACUUUCCUAUGAAACCAGGUUUUUGAGCCAACCUGCACAACUCUAAUCCUUCCUCAGCAAAGGAACACUACAGACCACCAUUUGCACCACCAUGAACUUGUGUCUGAUUGUGUCAUUUUUGGCCUGCUGUCUUGUGUUAAAUAGUCUUUUUCUUCUUCACUGUCUUGUGUAAUUUAUGUAUAAUGUUCUGUGUUUUGUCUUGGUCUACAUGCCUGUUCCGUCUUCUGGGUUUUCGGCAAGAUUUAAUCAACAUGGUUUGUGCAUUAGACUCUGUAGUUCACAUUGUGCUGUGUUUCUGGUUCCUGGUUGCUCCUUUUUUUUCCAUGUUGCUAUUUCUGGGUGAUUUUGAUCAGGGUGUCCCGCAGGUACUGAACUAAAUAUGGACUCUUUUCAGUUUUGUGUUUUGUAUUCUGUGUUUUGAGCUAGUUUUUUUUUUUGUUGCCAUUUGUGCAAUUCUUUUUGCAUGUGGUGGGGGGUGUUGAUGUGUUUCUUUGAAUAAGUUCCACUGUUUUCUUUGUUUCAUGGCUGGCUGUGGAGAGGACGAAUC
Messenger RNA from Mobula hypostoma (lesser devil ray), 14791 nucleotides. RefSeq names its product solute carrier family 25 member 22a (gene slc25a22a). The transcript is spliced from 10 exons. The record is from RefSeq and is a predicted model, not a curated record. Bases 258 to 1241 code for a protein of 327 amino acids. Gene Ontology annotation, biological process: aspartate transmembrane transport; L-glutamate transmembrane transport; malate-aspartate shuttle. Gene Ontology annotation, molecular function: L-glutamate transmembrane transporter activity; L-aspartate transmembrane transporter activity. NCBI's taxonomy places the organism in Eukaryota, Metazoa, Chordata, Chondrichthyes, Myliobatiformes, Myliobatidae.